GAUGUGACACGUCCCGACGCUUUUCCACGUCGCGCGCCCAACGGUUGAGGCAGGGGUGGCUGCGCGCGCUCGUGCAAAGGCCGGGAAAAAAUGGCGGCGCCCGUCUUGCGAGUGUCCACCCCUCGCUGGGAGCGGAUAGUGCGGCUGCUCGUGUGUCUCUCAGGAAUCCUGUUAUCCCUGUACGCUUUCCAUGUGGAGAGGGAAAAGACCCGCGACGCCAACUACCGCGCCAUGUGCGACCUGAGCAGCUCCAUCAGCUGCUCCAAAGUCUUCACGUCCAGAUGGGGUCGAGGAUUUGGACUGUUAGGAACCAUUUUUGGGAACGACAGUGCAGUAAACCAGCCAAACAGUGUCUAUGGAAUCUUGUUUUAUAUCUUUCAGCUGUUACUAGGUUUGACGGCCAGUGCGAUGGCGGCUCUGAUUCUCAUGACCACCUCCAUCGCGUCAGUGAUGGGCUCGCUCUACCUGGGCUACAUCCUCUACUUCGUCCUUAAGGACUUCUGCGUGAUCUGCAUCACCACAUACAUACUGAACUUCAUCCUGUUUGUGCUCAACUACAAGCGACUGGUUUACUUGAACGAGGCCUGGAAGCAGCAGCUCCAAGCCAAGCAGGACUAGACACA
Molecule: messenger RNA, 623 nt
Organism: Cyprinus carpio (common carp)
Lineage: Eukaryota; Metazoa; Chordata; Actinopteri; Cypriniformes; Cyprinidae
Gene: vkorc1l1
Product: vitamin K epoxide reductase complex, subunit 1L1
Biological process (GO): vitamin K metabolic process; peptidyl-glutamic acid carboxylation
Molecular function (GO): vitamin-K-epoxide reductase (warfarin-sensitive) activity
Source: RefSeq, a predicted model, not a curated record